Molecule: messenger RNA, 1110 nt
Organism: Daldinia loculata
Lineage: Eukaryota; Fungi; Ascomycota; Sordariomycetes; Xylariales; Hypoxylaceae
Product: centromere protein H (CENP-H)-domain-containing protein
Exons: 3
Coding region: 232-921 (229 amino acids)
Biological process (GO): kinetochore assembly
Cellular component (GO): kinetochore
Source: RefSeq, a predicted model, not a curated record
CAACAAACGUGGGAUCUAAACGCGAACAAUCAAGCCACGUUCGACCUUGAAGUACAGCCACAUCUAUUGAAUGUGACAAGCCUAAUACUAAGGUUCUUACCUCCAUUGUAAUCUUGUAAAAGAAGCGAUAGCGAAGCGAAAGUGUGUUUCAUAAUAAAAUAAAGAUCAUCUCACACGCUUGUGUUUCAAACAAACGGCCUUUACAUCGUAUAUGCUCAUUCGCAAAAGGAGAUGGCGGGUGGAACGAUUCACGAACCAACGCCACUCCUCCUUUCAGAUGAUGAGAAACGUAUUCUAGGUUUACAUGAUCGCCUUCAGCAGCUUCAAUUAGAGAUCGCCUUACUCACAGCCCAGAAGAAUUACGACCCACGUACAAGUCCACCUACAGGAGAUGGGAACAUAGAAGCAGCCCAGAAAGCGCUUCUGGAUUCAAGAUCCAAAUAUGUCCUCCGGAAUCAAGUAGUAGACAGCGUUGUGGCUGCCAAUCCAAUCCUACAAGCAGUGCACAACGGUACAAAAGCAUCUCCGAUAGAAAGGGACUUACUGCCCAUUCUAGAACAACGCGACCAGUCAUCUUCAGCGUUAGCACAGCAGUCCUCGGAGUUACGCACACUGCUUGACGAGAUCACGGAGGUGGAGAGUCAGAGUCUACGCCUCGGUCGCGAGAACGUGGAGCUGGCGUCCAAGUUGCUCGAACUUGCCGAGCAGACGAAUCGGAAUAAGGCAGAGGCGGUUAACCUGGAUCCGGAGCGGGCAGCUGAGGUCUCGAGCCUAGAGGGCCAGGUUAAGCUAAGUAGACAGAGAUGGCGGGUCCUGAAAGGCACUGCAAGCGCAGUGGUUGCCGGUAGUGGAGUUGAUUGGUCUAGAGAUUCUGAGCUGAGGGAUAUUGUCUUGGACCCCGAAAACGAGGAUGAAGCGUGAUAAAGAAGUUCAAGAUUCCGUAUAUUGACGAGAAGAGCACGUUCGAUGAUACCCACCUGAGUAAUAAUCCCACUAAUCUGGCAAUACUAUUCUUUACCUUCAUAUGUGAAAACUCCGAGUCUACAAGCCCUGGAAUAAUGCACCUGAGCCUUUGAGUUGUCACAAUGUUACCUCACAGAUAUAGAUACC